AGAGGAAGGACUCAGCUGCGCGUGAACGUGCCCACAGCUGCUGCUGCUUCUUGUGCACUCACUCGAGCGCAGGUCUGAUCUGCCCCUUCCUCUCACCCCGACACUGAAAUAAACAUUUACCGGACAACAAUUCUGGACAAUAAAAGCAUUCAAACAUGUGGAAAUCUGUGGUGGGACAUGAUGUUAAUGUGAAGGUGGAGUCGGAGGGGGACGACUGGGAAACGGAUCCCAAUUUUGAGAAUGAUGUAUCAGAGCAGGAGCAGAGAUGGGGUUCCAGAACCAUAGAAGGAUCAGGUCGAAAAGAACACAUCAGCAUUGCAGAUCUCAGGCAGAAUGUGUCUCGGGAACAUGAGGUGGUUAAGAAGAAAGAGCUGGAGCAGGGCCCUAAAGCCUCGUACGGCUAUGGAGGGAAAUUUGGAGUUGAGAAAGACAGAAUGGACAAGGGUGCUUUAGGGCACAGCUAUGUGGCGGAGGUAGAAAAGCACUCAUCCCAGACGGAUGCAGCAAAGGGUUUCGGGGGGAAGUUUGGUGUACAGAAGGACCGUGUGGACAAGUCUGCCAUGAACUAUGAGUAUAAGGGUGAGGUACAGCAGCAUGCGUCUCAGAAAGAUUAUGCUAAAGGUUUCGGUGGCAAGUACGGUGUGCAGAAAGAGAGGGUUGACAAGGCCGCAGUCGGUUACGAUUAUAAAGGCGAGACUGAGAAACACCAGUCACAGAAAGACUACGCGAAAGGCUUCGGGGGGAAAUACGGCGUGGAGAAAGAGAAGGUUGACAAGGCUGCUCUGGGUUACGACUAUAAAGGAGAAACAGAGAAACAUCAGUCGCAGAAAGACUAUGCAAAAGGCUUCGGGGGGAAAUACGGAGUGGAAAAAGAAAAGGUUGACAAGGCUGCUCUGGGUUAUGACUAUAAAGGAGAAACAGAGAAACAUCAGUCGCAGAAAGACUAUGCAAAGGGUUUUGGAGGACGUUAUGGAGUCGAAGCGGAUCGCAUGGAUAAAAGUGCCGCUUCAUUCAGUGAUAUGGAGUCACCAUCCUCAUCUUAUGAAAAGCCUCAGGCUUUUGAGGCCUCCAGUGUAGGAGCUGGAAACCUUAAGGCUCGCUUUGAGAACAUGGCGAAGGCCUCAGAUGAGGAGAACAGAAAGAAAGCAGAGGAGGAGAGAGUCAGAAGACUCGCUCGAGAGAAGAGAGAACGGGAAGAGGCACAACGCAAACAAGAGGAGCAGAGCAAGCGUGAAGAGAAGGAAGAGAUCCAGAGACCACCACCAGUUCCAGCAUCCCAGAAUCCCCCAGAGACGUUCAGAAAACUGCCUGAAAUUCCCAGAGAUGAACCCGAGGAAGAAGCUCAGGUAGAGGAGGACCCUGAAUACGAGGAGCCUCCGUUACUGCCGCCCCGUCCAGCUGACCUGAUCGAAGAGGAAGAGGAGGAGGAGCAAACUUAUGCCGAGUGUGAAUCUGCCCCUGUACCCCAGGAAGAAGAUUAUGAGGAUAUUGGCUCAUAUACUACUGCAGCUGCUGAUAAUGACUAUGAAGAACUAAGUGGGGCAGGACGUACAGCCACGGCCAUUUAUGACUACCAAGGAGAGGCCAGUGACGAGAUCUCCUUCAUGCCAGGCGACAUCAUCACUAACGUCGAGAUGGUGGACGAGGGUUGGUGGAAAGGAACGUGUCAUGGUCGCACAGGCCUGUUUCCUGCCAGUUUUGUGGAGCUCCAGUAGUUGCUAAUAAUCAGUGAUCA
Molecule: messenger RNA, 1735 nt
Organism: Carassius auratus (goldfish)
Lineage: Eukaryota; Metazoa; Chordata; Actinopteri; Cypriniformes; Cyprinidae
Product: src substrate cortactin-like
Exons: 16
Coding region: 156-1715 (519 amino acids)
Biological process (GO): cell migration; regulation of actin filament polymerization
Cellular component (GO): actin filament; cortical actin cytoskeleton; site of polarized growth
Molecular function (GO): actin filament binding
Source: RefSeq, a predicted model, not a curated record